UUUAACUUUUUCUGGAGGUUUAUUUUGAAACUCAAACAGGAAAUGCUGCUUUACCUAAAGGUGAACCACUUUACAGCCACAUGAUCAAAGUCUAACUGGCUUCUUUCUGCUGUCUGUGACUACAAGCAGUGCUGCGGUUUUCUAUUGGAUACCAUGAGGGCUGUUUUGACGCCUUGCCCUUAUAUCCUGCUGCUAUUACUCUUGAUGGGGGAAUCGGUGCUUCUACAAGCAAACAUCAAGCCCAGUUUAAUCUUGAUGAUGCUGGAUGAUCUUGGAAUUGGAGACCUAGGCUGUUAUGGCAACACAACCCUAAGGACCACAAACAUUGAUCGUUUGGCAGGGGAAGGAGUGAAGUUGAAUCAUCACAUUGCUGCUGCAAGCCUCUGUACUCCAAGUCGAGCAGCAUUCCUCACGGGACGAUACCCAAUAAGAUCAGGUAUAGUUGGUGAUUCCAGACCAGGUGUCUUUCUGUUCAACGCAGCGUCUGGAGGUCUACCUGCUCAAGAAGUGACCUUUGCUAAGAUUGCCAAACAACAAGGAUAUGAGACUGCUCUUAUAGGAAAAUGGCACCUUGGACUUAACUGUAAGAGCAGUGAUGAUCACUGCCACCACCCUAGUGUCCAUGGCUUUAAUUACUUCUUUGGGAUCCCACUAACCAACAUGAGAGACUGCCAAGCUGGGCAUGGCACUGUUUUCCAAAUCCAGAGAUAUUUACCAUAUGGGACCAUGGCAAUAGUUGUGAUUAGUGCAGUUGUUCUCCACUGCAGCGGCCUAAUCUUUCUGCGCAGAGGGCUUAUCCUGGGCCUGCUGUCAGUGCUGGGCGUGGCCACUCUACUGACGGCGGGAUUUAUCUGCAUCAUUCCAUACUUGAAUUGCAUUCUCCUCAGAGAUCACAGCAUUGUGGAGCAGCCGUUCACUCCUGAAAACCUGACGCAGAAAAUGACCCUUGAAGCAGUGGAAUUCAUCGAGCGGAACUCAGGAAAGCCUUUCCUCUUGUUUCUGUCUUACCUCCAAGUACACACGGCCCUCUUUGCCUCUGCAGCCUUUAGAGGAACCAGCAGUCACGGCAUCUAUGGAGACGCCGUUCAGGAAGUGGACUGGAGUGUUGGCCAGAUCCUGCAGACGCUGGACCGGCUCAGACUUAGAGAAAACACUCUGCUUUAUCUGACUUCAGACCAGGGGGCUCAUCUGGAGGAAGUGUCUGCUGCAGGCGAGGUGCACCGAGGAUAUAAUGGAAUAUAUAAAGCAGGGAAGUCCACUAACUGGGAAGGAGGCAUCAGAGUUCCUGGGAUUCUCAGCUGGUUGGGAACAAUUCCCAGUGGCAGAGAGAUAGAUGAGCCCACCAGCAACAUGGAUCUGUUUCCCACUGUGGUUCAUCUGAGUGGAGGCGUAGUUCCACAGGACAGGAAAAUUGACGGACACAACCUCAUGGAUUUGCUGCAGGGCAAAGCUGAAAGGUCCAACCAUGAAUUUCUGUUCCACUACUGUAACUCCUACCUGAAUGCUGUGAGAUGGCAUCCCAACAACAGCAGCUCGGUGUGGAAAGCUUUUUAUUUCACCCCAGACUUCUACCCAAAGGACAGAACCACCUGUCAACACACACAAGUCUGCCUCUGUUCUCCUGAUUAUGUCACCUCCCACAAUCCUCCCCUUCUCUUUGAUCUCUCUACGGACCCGUCUGAGACGCGGCCGCUGAGCCCGGACACCGAACCGGCGUUCCACUCUGUCCUUGCUGCCAUGGAGCAGGCUGUGGAAGCCCACCAGAGCUCAGUGAGGCCUGUGGAGAGCCAGUUAAGUGCAGGAAACAUGAUGUGGAAGCCCUGGCUGCAGCCCUGCUGCUCCACCAUCGCACAGCUCUGUCGGUGCCAACAGUACCAAUAAACGCUGCUCAGAGGACCAGGCGGUACCGACCAGACCAAAACCUGGAUCCAGCAGACAACCAGGAACAUGAAGGAACUCUUUCAUGGAUUUGGAGGAGAUGAUGAAACAUGUAAAGAUCAUGAUCCUGGAUGUGAAGUCUGCUGGUCAUGUAAUGAUUUCAGUUUACAGUUCCCUGAUUAAAGCUUGAACAACUUA
Messenger RNA from Cyprinodon tularosa, 2076 nucleotides. RefSeq names its product steryl-sulfatase-like. The record is from RefSeq and is a predicted model, not a curated record. NCBI's taxonomy places the organism in Eukaryota, Metazoa, Chordata, Actinopteri, Cyprinodontiformes, Cyprinodontidae. The coding region runs from base 154 to 1881 and encodes 575 amino acids. Gene Ontology annotation, molecular function: arylsulfatase activity. The transcript has 10 exons.